AUGUCAAAUAGUCAACCACCCCCUUCAUAUGGGGGUCACCCCAGCUAUGCACAGUGGCCUCCUCCUUAUCCCGGCAUGAUGCCUCCGAAUAUCCCACCGGGCCAGUAUCCUCCUCCCAUCCCACCACCUCUCGCCAACACCGGCCAACCCUUCCCAUAUCAUAUGGGAGGUUUUGACCCAAACGCGACCAUCCCCAUGCCUCCCAACGGCGCACCAACUGGUCCUGGGAUUUUUUAUCCACCUCCUUUCCCUUUCAUGCAACCGCUCGAUCCAUCACAAAUGCCGGCACAGUCAUUUCCUCCCACGCCCAUGCCUCCACUUGGUUAUCCACAAUUUCCAGCUCCACCGGGGUCCUCACAACCUGCACCCGGACCCUGGGACGCGCAUUCAGCAGACACGAGUCGAGCGCAAAUUUCUCAAUCACAGACGAGAGCCACUAGUUACACCAAUUCCAAUCGUGAAGAUGGCGAAGUCGGCGACGAAGAAACAAGCCCAGCCUACAGGGUGACGGAAGCCUCGAGACCUGCCAGAGGUCCCGGUCUGGUUCAAGCAUCUUCUGUGCCACAUGACGAUUUGGAAGAAGGUGAAGCACUUUCAUCGCGAUCGUCUAGCAGAAGCAGUUCGCCCUACAACCCCCCUCUGUCAGUUUCCGCGGAUCCCGACGUGGUCAACCGUGCGAUCGAGAUGCAAAAACGAGAAGUGACGACAGCGACUUCGGAGGACUCACAGCCAUCCAUUCCAGCAGCACAGCUGCGAGUCCAGGCACAGGGAGCUUUACUUAGCCUUGCGCCUCACAACAUCCGGUACAAUGAGCUAGUAGCUGAGGGUAUUAACCCAGCACUCUUGAAGCAACUUUACGAAGAUAUCGGAAUUAAAGUCGCUGCGCCCCAACCUGAGAAGAAAGCCGCGCCCAUCACCCUCCCCUCGGAGCCAUCCAAUGCGCCCAAGACGAAAGAUCUUGCUCCACAGCCUACGCCUGCAGUGAAACCCACAGAGCUUGUAGUUCUGGACAGUGCGGAAGUCAAGUCGAAAAAGCCAGCGAUAAAAGUAUCCCAGAAGCCUGCCACGAAUACAUCUCCCCCGAGCUCUACGAAGCCCAUGGAAAGAAAGGAGGUUAUUGCCCGGAUGCUUGCUGCCAAAGCCGCUGCGAGAGCAUCCGAACCCAAGGUCUCUCCCAAGGUCACUCCUACUCCAACCCCGCCAGCAGCCCCAGCGGCAAAGACGAACGGAGCUGGUCGACAAGCCCUGACGAAAAGGGAAGAAAAGAACCAACAGUUCAGCCAGGCUCCUUCUGACCCGGCUCAAUCUGAUGAGCUUUCAGAGGGCGUUGCCCCAGCUGUGCAGCAUCCUCUUCCUGUUCGCCCCCCUCCGCCAUCUUCCGAUCCCGCCAAACUUCCAGGCCUCCUCUUAACGGGUUCCGAUCCAGAAAACGGUUUGCCUUCUACUCUUCCGGCCUCCCAGGUUAUUGCUGUCGACUCGACUCCAGUGUCCCGGGCAGCACAGCGGAAGAGGCCUCGGGCUUCUGAUUUUGAUGAACCCGCCAACUUGCCGAAGAAGCCUUUCAGCUACUCUGCUGCCCCCUCUGAUUCAGAAAGCAAGCUUAUCAUUGACAUCAGCGAAGAUGAGUCUCUCUACGGUGAUGACGAGGGUGCGAAUAUGGACGUGGACUCCAGUCCGGAACAGGAAUCGGCCCCUGCUCCUUCCCUCGACGCCAUCAAACCAGCUCUUUCAAGGAAUUCCUCAACCGGAAGGAUGUCUAGCUCUACCCUCCAGGGGCACGAUCAAGAGAGUAUCCGCGAAAGGGAUCUCCAGAUCCAGGCUAUGCAUCGCAGGAUCGCAGAACUUGAACGAAAGCGAAAAGAGAAGCUUGCUGCCAGCCGCACACAAUCGCCUCUCCCUUUGGGUGAUUCAACUGUCUCUUCGAGUGGACAAUCUAGUGCUGCCAGUGCGGAUAUUCCCGAAACUCCCUCUGCCCUUGCCGCCCCGGCCUCGGGUUCCAAAUUGGCACCGACUACGUGCACUCAUAUCUCUACUCUUGUGGAUCGGCCGGAUCUCAUUAAUACCUUUAGUGAAUCCUCCAUCAGAGUUCUCGCCUCCAUGGAUAUCGCACAGUUGGACAGCAUCCGUUCUAAGAUCCUGCGCAUGAAAGAGAUUGAGUCUGGUCUCCCAGAACUAGAUAAUGAAAUCGAGUCAUCUGAGCAGCGUCUGGCUGCCUGCAGAGAAGAGGCCAACAUCCUGCUAGCAGAAAUUACAAAGGGCAAAGAAGGACGCAUUCUACUUGUUGAUGAGCUCAAGAGACUCAGUGAUGAGAUCGAUGGCUUGACAUUAGAAGAUCUUGAUGAGCUUCGCCGACAAGCUGAGAUCAAGGAGCAGCAUCUCGCUACUAAAGAAGCUUCGCCGGUUGCAACGGUUUCUGCAGAUGCCAAAAGCAGCCCCGUUCCUAGUGCACACGUUUUACCCAACGCCGAGGCGGUGACAAACAUGCCCGACGCUCAAGUCAACCGAACAGCGCAAAUCGACGACAUGGAGGAUGUUCAGGGGGAAGCAUCCCCUUCUGAAUCAAACUCUGGUGGGUCUGCCAUGGAUGAAUCCGAUGAUAGUGACAGUUUCGAGGAAACACCAUCCGUUCAAGAAGAGGCUCCUGUCGCAAGCCCUCCUGCCGAUGCAGAGCCUGUCCUCGAAGCUGCUGCCGAGGCUAGUAUCGAUCACUCGAACACAUCAGUCCAGCCCAAGAAACCGAGCAAUCUCGACGGGAAACGUCGGAGGAAUCAGAAGAUUAUGAGCCCCCCUGAGCCUGAUACUGGAGCAGAAUCACCUGGUUCAGCAUAUAGUCCUCCCCUAAGCCCCGCCCCGCUCGCCAUUCUGGACGGUCCUCCGAAUUCCGCUCCUUUGAAGGAACAGCCUCUGAAUGAAGUAUUCAUUAGUGCGCCGCCUCCCGUUCCGGCCUGGGAGCCACGACAGAUAACCGAAAUUCUUGGGGCACCUGGUGCAUAUCGCUUUCACCCCGAAUUCCUGAACGACGUUUCGGACGGUUACCGUUCGCUAACAUACAGCCAUGAUAUUGAUUCGAUGAAAAUGCUCUGCCCAUAUGAAUUGGCUGGUGGUGUGUGUAACGACAACACCUGUGGAUUCCAACAUUUCCGGGACAUAAUUCCAAGCGAUGACAAAAUUCUAGUUCAAAUGGGAGCUCUCCGCGAGGGCCAAACCGAAGAAGAAAAAGAAAAGUACCGCACCGGGUUGAAAGAAAUCAUCAACGGCAUGCGACGUGACAAGGUGAAAGAUUUCAUCACUGUGGCCAACGAGAUAGCCGCAUACCGUAGGCGUGUUCUCCAAGACCCAUCCCGAGUCUUGCACCUGUAA
This is a messenger RNA of Penicillium waksmanii, 3360 nucleotides long. RefSeq lists its product as uncharacterized. Lineage: Eukaryota; Fungi; Ascomycota; Eurotiomycetes; Eurotiales; Aspergillaceae. The transcript is spliced from 7 exons. The record is from RefSeq and is a predicted model, not a curated record. Gene Ontology annotation, cellular component: exosome (RNase complex); nucleus. The coding region runs from base 1 to 3360 and encodes 1119 amino acids.